This is a messenger RNA of Mugil cephalus (flathead mullet), 846 nucleotides long. RefSeq names its product SPC24 component of NDC80 kinetochore complex (gene spc24). Lineage: Eukaryota; Metazoa; Chordata; Actinopteri; Mugiliformes; Mugilidae. The transcript is spliced from 6 exons. The record is from RefSeq and is a predicted model, not a curated record. The coding region runs from base 139 to 738 and encodes 199 amino acids.
GGCGCCGCUUCACUCCUGUACAGUAGGUGGCGGUCUGGGUACGAGCAGCUCCCUCAAAUCCAACGAAGAAGAAGAAAAACGAGCGGCGCGCUCAGGGUCUGAAUUUGAAUCACGGAAACGAAAAGUCCGCUGCUCUCAAUGGCUCAAGGUCAUAAGUUUCACGACUUGGAGGAGUCGGGGGAGACACUGGUGGCCUUCAUCAACAGCAGCCAGCUGGAGAACCUGAGACGGGUGAAAGAUGAACAUCUGGCGCUGUUUGAUCAACACACGGAGACAAUGAAGACGGCAACACAGAUCCUGAAAGAUUUGGCUCAGAUCGAAGAGAGAACAGGUCAGAGACUGUUGGACAAGGAGCAGGAGAAGAAGCAGAGGGACAAUGAGCUGGGGAUUUUGGAAGAGCAGCUGAGGCAGUGCACAGCCAAGAGCCAAAUCAGUGACUCGGAAAUACAGUUUCUGCAGAGGGAGUUAGAAAGUCUGAGAAACACGGAGCACGAGUUGGAGACUCUUCAGAACGAGGUGGAUGAAGACACCACUGAGGUUAUCCCGUCAGCUGUAUAUGUGGCUCAGGUGUACUACCUAAUAACCAAGAUCAAGUGGGAAUAUGACACGCAACCCAACAUUUUAAAAGGAGUCCACUAUGGUGCAGACCUGGCUACCCCCAUCAACAUCGACACUUCCUCUAAAUCUCGGAGCGACAUAAGCAACCAGCUGUGGAGCUUCGUCAGCACUAAGUUGUAGAUGACGGGCGGAAGUGUCCUCGUUUAUUUACGUUAUUUGUGUUUGUGAGUGUUGUUUUGUUAUGUUCUAUAAAACCCUCCUUUUAAUAAUUAAAUAUCUCAAACCCGG